Molecule: messenger RNA, 1812 nt
Organism: Bicyclus anynana (squinting bush brown)
Lineage: Eukaryota; Metazoa; Arthropoda; Insecta; Lepidoptera; Nymphalidae
Exons: 9
Coding region: 71-1657 (528 amino acids)
Molecular function (GO): CoA-ligase activity
Source: RefSeq, a predicted model, not a curated record
AAAAGCAAAUCAGUCGUGUGUUGGAAUUUGGAGAGAUCGGUCAUUUUGUUUGUGUGUUAAAUACUGUUCUAUGAUGAUUUAUAACGAGUUUUAUGUGUUUGGUGAUAGAAACCGGCAAGUGCCGGUACAUUUGAAUUUUGGUAAAUAUAUUUUAGAUCGACUGCGACAAAUGGGAGACAAAGUGGCACUAAUAAAUGCAACAACUGGAGAAGAAUUGACUUACAGAAGGUUUGCUCAGUAUUCUGUCAACCUGGCUACUUCCCUGACAGAGUUAGGGAUUAGAAAAGGAGAUGUCGUCGCGAUAGGUUCAGAAGAACGCAACAUGUUCGUGCCAACUGUUCUAAGUAUUUUUUUAACUGGAGCUAUGUGCGUUCCUUAUGACUUGAGUAACGGAAAAGCUAUACUUCGAAAAAAAAUGUCAGUAGCAAAGCCGACUUACUUUAUAACUUCUAAACUCUUCUGGGAUGAAUAUCAAGAAGUAAUCACGUCUUGUGAUACUAUAAAAUCUUAUAUUACUUUGGACGAUAGCCCACAAAAUGCAAUCUCAAUACAAUCGUUGUUAUCAAAGGAUGUUGAUAUUGAUCGAUAUGAACCAGCAAAAGUUCUUGGACAAGUGGACACGGCGUAUAUAUUAUAUUCUUCCGGUACGACGGGUUUGCCUAAAGGCAUACGAAUUACACACCUGAAUUGUAUCGUGAAUAGUUUGCCUGAUAAUUUCUUAGAUCAUAGAAUCGAAACAGCCUUUAUGUUUGGAAAAUGGUAUCACAAUUACGAUAACUUCUUUUUUUACAAAUAUCUAUCUACUGGAAAGAAAGUGAUUUAUGUUAAAGAUAUACAACUGCCCAACAUUUUAAAAUGUAUAGAAAAGUAUCAGGUGAAUAUAGCAAUGUUUCUGCCAUUUACGAUUAAUCUUCUAGUCAAAGAAGAAAACUUAGAAAAGUUCAAUUUAGAUUCGUUAAAGUAUAUAUACUCACGGGCAUCACUUCUUCAUAAAAAGACUAUCGAAAAAGUUAAGCAAAGAUUGCCUAAACUUCAACACGUUUUACAAGGUUACGGAAUGUCAGAAUGUGGGGAACCUGCAUCAGAUAUUUGGGCAAACAAUGGUCCUCGGCCAGGAAGUAUUGGAAUGGCCGCUCCUGGUGUUGUUUUUAAGAUUGUUGACUUGGAAACCAAUGUAAAUCUAGGCCCAAAUCAACUCGGAGAAAUCACAGUGACGGGCCCAAUGUUCAUGAAGGAAUACAUAGACGUUGAUCCGUCUUCUUAUUUAGAUGAGGAAGGAUUUUUCAAAACAGGAGACGUGGGAUACUACGAUGAAGACAAAUAUAUGUAUAUUGUUGAUAGAAAACACGAAGUUAUAAUUCAUAAAAGCCAUAAGAUUGCACCUCUAGAGUUGGAAAUUCUCUUGGAAAUGCAUGAAAAGGUUCUCGAAGUCGCCGUUGUCGGGAAACCUCAUCCUGAUUUCGGAGAACUUCCCACAGCCUUUGUUGUUUCGAAGCCAGGCUCAAAUGCAACGGAGGAAGAGUUAGUCAAUUACAUCGCUGUACAGGCGCCUUCAUAUAUGCACUUGUACGGAGGGGUCAAGUUUAUUGAUAAAUUGCCUAGGAGCGACAGAGGAAAGGUUCUACGUCGGCAAUUGAGGGAAAUGUUACAGGAAUAACUAUAAAUUUUUAAACUUUAAAAAAUUAAGUUUUUAAUAGAAAAUACUACUAAAAAUUAUUAUUUAUUUCGUGAAAUACACAGUUUAUACUAACAAUUUGUAGAUCAGCUGUUUUUGUAUUCAUAUCUAUACUAAUAUUAUAAAGCUGAAGAGUU